Molecule: messenger RNA, 4346 nt
Organism: Harpia harpyja (harpy eagle)
Lineage: Eukaryota; Metazoa; Chordata; Aves; Accipitriformes; Accipitridae
Gene: TACR1
Product: tachykinin receptor 1
Exons: 5
Coding region: 789-2024 (411 amino acids)
Biological process (GO): positive regulation of flagellated sperm motility; G protein-coupled receptor signaling pathway
Cellular component (GO): plasma membrane; sperm midpiece
Molecular function (GO): substance P receptor activity
Source: RefSeq, a predicted model, not a curated record
UCCCGCUCCGGUCCUCAACCGGGAGGAACCUGCAUCCCACUCUAGUCCUGAACGGGGAGGGAUCUGCGUCCUGAACCGUCUGCACCCUGAACUGGGAGGGACCCGCAUCCUGCCCCAGUCCUGAACUGGGAGAGACCCACAUCCUGCCCCAGUCCUGAACCAGGAGGAAUCAGCAUCCUGCUCUGGUCCUGAACAGGGAGGGACCCGCAUCCCAAACUGGCUGCACCCCAAACCAGAGGGACCCGCAUCCUGUUCCAGUCCUGAACCGGGAGAAACCCGCAUCCUGUUGCGGUCGUGAACUGGGAAGGACCCGCAUCCCUCUCUGAUCCUGAACCGGGAGGAAUCUGCGCCCUGGUGCAGCUGCAGCCAAGCCUGGAGGGACCCGUGCCCCGAACCAGUGAUGUGCCUUGACAUGGCUGGGCACCCUGCUCCAGCUGCACCCAGAGAGAGGAGGGACCUACACCCCGAACCAGCCAAGCACCCCAAACAAACUGCACCCUGAACCAGAGGGGUCCUAUACCCCAAAGUGGCUGCACCCUCAAGCAGGAGAGACCUAUGCCCUGAACCAGCUGUGCACCCCAAACCAGCUGUCCCCUGAACUGGGAGGUACCUGUGCCCUGAACCAGCCAUGCACCCCAAAAUGGCUGCUCUCUGAAUCAAGAGGGAGCUGCACCCCAAACUAGCUGUGUCCCCCAAACUUGUCGUACCCUGAUCCUGCUGCACCCUAAACGAGGAAGGACCUGCGCCCCAAAGCACGCGUGUGCCUGGUCUGGCUGCAUCGUGGCGCGAUGGAUAACGCUCUGCCGCUGGAAGCGGAGCUGGAGCACCAGUGGCUGUUCAACGGCUCCCUGAACGAGUCCUUCACGAACCAGUUUGUGCAGCCCCCGUGGCAAGUGGCCCUGUGGGCUGUCGCCUACGCCCUCAUCGUGGUGGUGUCGGUGGUGGGGAACGUGGUGGUGAUGUGGAUCAUCCUGGCUCACAAGAGGAUGCGCACCGUCACCAACUACUUCUUGGUGAACCUGGCUUUUGCCGAAGCCUCCAUGUCCGCCUUCAACACGGUGGUGAACUUCACCUAUGCCAUCCACAAUGAGUGGUACUACGGGCUGCUCUACUGCAAGUUUCACAACUUUUUCCCCAUCGCCGCCGUCUUCGCCAGCAUCUACUCCAUGACGGCCAUCGCCCUGGACAGGUACAUGGCUAUCAUCCACCCGCUGCAACCCCGGCUCUCGGCCACCGCCACGAAGGUGGUCAUCGGCAUCAUCUGGCUCCUGGCUUUCCUGCUGGCUUUCCCCCAGGGUUACUACUCAGUGAUGGAGGAGCUGCCGGGCCGGCUGGUGUGUCUGGUGGAGUGGCCGGAGCACAGCACCAACGUGUACGGAAAAACGUAUCACUUCUGCAUGACCAUCCUCAUCUACUUCUUGCCGCUUCUGGUGAUAGGAUGUGCCUACACUGUGGUUGGUAUCACUCUCUGGGCAAGCGAGAUACCCGGCGACUCCUCCGACCGCUACCAUGAGCAGGUCUCAGCUAAGCGGAAGGUAGUGAAGAUGAUGAUCAUCGUGGUAUGCACGUUCGCGCUGUGCUGGCUGCCCUACCAUAUCUACUUCACCCUGCAGUAUUUCAACCCCGAGUGGUACCUGCAGAAGUUCAUCCAGCAGGUCUACCUGGCUAUCAUGUGGCUGGCCAUGAGCUCCACCAUGUACAACCCCAUCAUCUACUGCUGCCUCAAUGACAGGUUUCGCGUGGGGUUCAAACACGCCUUUCGGUGGUGCCCGUUCAUCAGUGCCGGUGAGUACGAGGGCCUGGAAAUGAAGUCAGCCAGGUACCUGCAGACACAGAGCAGCAUGUACAAGGUCAGCCGGAUAGAGACCACCGUGUCCUCGGCAGUUGGCGUGGCCGAAGAGGAGCUGGAGGAGAGCGGCAAGGCCAAGCGUCUCUCCGUAGACAUGACCUCCAACGGCUCCUCCCGCAGUGACUCCAAAACAGUCUCUGAAAGCUUCAGCUUCUACUCCAACACGCUCACCUAAGCGGCUCCCCGGCUCCGUCGGCCGCUCACAAGGGUGCCACCAUCCCCUCUCCCUCACUGGGAUGCUCCGGCGCUCAAUCCACCCACCGUCAUCGCCCUGGUUUCUGAUGUGCCGGCUUUUUUCCGUGCUGUUUUACUGUCUCUUGCUGUGCUGCUCACUCACCAUCCUUGGGCGAGCCCGAGAGCAAAAGCUUUGGAUUAGUUUCAUGUGCUCCACUGUGACUCGUGUCCGAACACAAGGGAGGUUUGGCUGGCCCCCACCUUGCUCGCUGCCUGGCCAACCCAACAUGUGCCGGGCGGGUGGAUAGGAUGCAGAAAUGGGACAGAGCUGGGUUUUUCUCCUAAACUGUAAGUACAUUGGCAGGUGCUUCCCUGCUCCCUGCAAGGCAGCGGGGAUCUCCCAGUGCAUCCCACCCCACAGAAAAAUGCACGAGUCUUGCACUUUCCUCCUCCUUAAAUUUCCUUCUCCCUGUCGCUCUCGGUUGAAUUUCCAGAGGGGUAUUCAAUUAAAAAAAUCCAGCAAAAAAUGCUGUUUUCAACUUUUGGAGCCCACAAAACCAUGGGGCACCACUGGCCACUCGAUGCUUCAACUCAGACCCAGGCAUUUCUGCACUGUCUCAACUCAUCUCCGGCACCCGCAUCCCUCUGCACGAUGGGUCUUCUGUUGCCACUCCACACCACAGCUCAUCGAAACAGGGCUCUCGAGAAGGAUUUCUGAACUGAGCCAGACUUUGGUCGCUGUUUAUCAACCGUAUGUGCCAAAAGCAAUCACUGUGAUUUCCUCAAAGACCCAAGGUGAUGUCUCUUGGAUAGAUUUUGGACGCCUGUGGAGGUCUGGAGAAAAAGAGACUGACUAUACUGAAAUGUUUUUCAUAACCUGGAAAUGUCUAGAGCUGCACAGAAAGGGGCCUGGUACGAUUCCAUCAGUAAAACAACUUUUUCCCAGCAUACAAGGUUUGAAGGGAGACAAGAAUUUUGCAGACAUUUUUUACUUGGAGGAGGGUUGAAAUGAUUCACUUCCACUUUCUGGAUUUUGUUUUAACCAGGGAAACUUUUUUCUUUUUAUCCCCCGUCUUUUGCACAAAACAUUAAGUUUAUGAUGUGUACAUGGAUAUAUCUAAUAUUUUAGUCCUGUUACGAUGGAUAAUUUUCACUAGAGCUGUUCAUACCAAGGGCUCCUUUGGUCAGCAAAUGUACGAACAUACACUCAAAAGGAGAAAAAAAAGUAAAUAAAAUGAGAAGUGGACAAAACUGGCUUGUUGGGAACAAACCCACAAGUUUGGGGGCAAUUUGGGGGCAGUUGUACCAACUGCUCCUUGCUGCUGGUCCAAUCUCUCACUUUCGGUGUAGAAACCAGACUCCUAAAAUGGAUUCACUGCAAGACAGAAACGCUGGAGAGGUGCAUGAUAUAUUCACACAGGGCAAGGAAACUGCUCAUUCGUUUUAAAGCAGCUGAAGAUCAGACCCUGCUGAGCACACAGCAAAUGCUGGAAGUAAAGCAGAGAUGACUUUUGGAGCUCUUCAACUCUUCAGCCUCCAAACUGGCUGUUGGAAGAUCCAGUCAUUAAUAAAUCCCCUGCCACAAUGGUUCUUGGAGAUAAAAAUACACAUAUUUAAGCAAUGACUCCAGCGGAAAUUAAGCGAAUGGGCAAAUAGAUGGAUCCAAGAACAACAAAAUGGCUGCAAAACCGGAUUGACAAGAAUGAUCAUCUUCAUUUUUACCCAAAAUCCUGCCAAGUGACAUCAGUGAGGAGCAGCUCUUCUAGCCACUUCCAUGUUUUUCUCAACUGCUGCGACUAUGUGACAUUACAAACUGCCACGUGCUUCGUGCACACACUGGAAUACGCUGGUUUUUCCCCACUUAAACUUCCACUUCUCACCAUUCUUGUCGCCUUAAGACAUAUUCCCUUGCCGCUGCCUCCUGCAACCCUGCGGCGUGGAGAAGGGGGAAUGGCACAAGCCUGCCUGGGGAUUUGGUUUUGCAAAAAACCACCAGCCCUAGGCAGCAGCAAUCGAAGGGACGGGCAAUGCCAAGGGUUUUAACGCAAGGGUUGGACUAGGUAACUUUUCCCACCAACUCCACAGGAGCUGUGCUGCCAAUACAUGAGAAGGUGCUACAAACCAGAGCCAAAUUCUGAUUUACUCCCAGCUGCCAACCCAAACUCAAAAUCAAAAUGAAACCAAAUAUCUCAAAAUGGUCCAGAGAGCCGAAUAAGACAAGCAGAGAUCUGCUCCAUACACCCCACGCACAAGAGUUUGUGUCAGGUUGUGAGUCUAUAGAAGUCAGCAUUUGCAAAAAAAAACAAAAAAAACAACAAAAAAA